Messenger RNA from Tribolium madens (black flour beetle), 1179 nucleotides. RefSeq names its product UPF0692 protein CG33108. The record is from RefSeq and is a predicted model, not a curated record. Bases 413 to 1081 code for a protein of 222 amino acids. NCBI's taxonomy places the organism in Eukaryota, Metazoa, Arthropoda, Insecta, Coleoptera, Tenebrionidae. The transcript has 2 exons.
AACAACAUACAGCGACAGCCUUUACAAAUCGUUCUUUUUACUUCAAUGUCCCUGAAAAUAACUAUCAAAAGAGAAAAAAAUACAUUGAGUGAAAUUACAUUCUUUGAACAGCUUUUUUCGAUAUUGCGACCAAAAGAUUGCUAUACAUUACAGACGCUAAAUGAUUUGUUUCAUUCUCUGUAGUAAUUGCAUUACACGCCUAAAAAAAUUGUUUUUAAAGCUGGCUCUUUUUUUUACAUUUAUAACAACACCUGGUACAAAUAAUUCAAUCUUUGGAGGUUGUCUUUUCCCGCACAUUUUUUAAUUUUAGUCGAGUUAUUCGUAGAUUCCAUUAGAUAACCUCACUUUUUAUUUCUCUAUAAUGUGUUUUUUAUAAUGUGAUGUAAUCGUGGAUUUUAUACUUACUUACAAAAUGAAUUUUUCUUGGGCUGAAUGUUACCCUGAAGUGCACAAGAUUUGCACCUUGUUCACCCUAACAGAAUUGAGUGCUCCUCACAGAUACUCGUAUAAACCCCUAGCCGCGUUUCUUCAAGAUGGACCCCAGUGUGGUCUGGUUGCCCUUGCAAUUUAUUCGGGGAAUCCCAGCACUGCCUCAGUUCAAUCACUGCUAGAAACCGCUAAGAAUGAGGGGUUUACCAAUAAUGGGGAAAUGUUUAGUGUUCAAAAUAUGGCCACUUUGGCUCGGUUAAGUUUAAAAUCGACCAGUGUUCAAGUAUACUCAGGUUUAUUAAAUACAAAAGAAAUCAAAGAAUUUUUGCUCAAUGGUGCCCAUUUAUUAGUGCCUUAUGACACAGACAAAGAUAACUCUCCGGGGUUAUUAAACGGCAGUAGGGCACAUUGGGCUAUAAUUUGCGGGGCGGUGGAGACUGAAAGUGAUUUUUAUGUGAUAGCAAGGCACGGGAAGGCUAUAAAUGUGGCCAUUUGGAAAUUGUCCGACUUAUCUGAAAGCAAUGCACAGUUAAAUGAAGUUGGGACAUAUCAGAAACAACCAAACAUCGACUUUAAGUUGCCGCAAGGGGGUAUUCAGGGAGAUUUGGGGCUUAAAUGUAAAUCUAUCAUUUUAAAAGAAAAUAUUUUAUAGCAUUUACUUUUCAAGUGUGACGAUUUGUUUUGUUAAUUUAACGCUUUAUUUAUUGGGAAAGUGCUAGAAAAAGUGUUCCAAUAAAGAAAAAAACAGAA